Molecule: messenger RNA, 3991 nt
Organism: Syngnathus acus (greater pipefish)
Lineage: Eukaryota; Metazoa; Chordata; Actinopteri; Syngnathiformes; Syngnathidae
Product: cyclin-dependent kinase-like 5
Exons: 18
Coding region: 264-3116 (950 amino acids)
Biological process (GO): protein phosphorylation; regulation of dendrite development; positive regulation of axon extension
Cellular component (GO): dendrite cytoplasm; nucleus
Molecular function (GO): ATP binding; protein kinase activity
Source: RefSeq, a predicted model, not a curated record
GGGUAGCUAGCAGCUUGUCAAAAGCGCACUUUAGCCAGUCAGUCGGUGGAUUGGACGCUGCAAGCUUGUUUGGGAAGGAACUCCUCCGCUCGUGGGUGGAUGGACGACCCCAUUUUGAGCAUUUACCUCGUUGAUAUUGACCGAAUGACGGCCAUGCGGCGAGGGGCGCUGCACCCAAUGGGAGCCAGCAUCUGGCCACGCCCCCCUCUGCCCGAGCGCCGUGAGCCUUUGACGCCGUGAAGACCCGUGACGUCGGUGAUGUCAUGAAUAAAUUUGAGGUCCUUGGGAUUGUGGGUGAAGGUGCCUAUGGAGUUGUUCUCAAGUGCCGACACAAGGACACCAAUGAAAUUGUGGCCAUAAAGAAAUUCAAAGACAGUGAAGAAAAUGAGGAGGUCAAAGAAACGACGCUGCGGGAGCUCAAGAUGCUGCGCACGCUCAAGCAGGAGAACAUCGUGGAGCUCAAAGAGGCUUUCCGGCGGCGAGGCAAGCUCUACCUGGUCUUUGAGUACGUGGAGAAGAACAUGCUGGAGCUGCUAGAGGAGCUCCCCAACGGAGUUCCUGCCGACAAGGCACGCAGCUACAUCUACCAGCUGAUCAAAGCCAUCCACUGGUGCCACAAGCAUGACAUCGUUCAUCGGGACAUCAAGCCGGAGAACCUUCUCAUCAGCUCUGACGACGUUCUCAAGUUGUGCGACUUUGGAUUUGCACGCAACCUCUCAGAGGGAACGGACGCUAACUACACCGAGUACGUAGCCACCAGGUGGUACCGCUCUCCGGAGCUCCUGCUCGGGGCUCCGUACGGCAAAGCGGUGGACAUGUGGUCGGUGGGCUGCAUCUUGGGAGAGCUGAGCGACGGACAGCCCCUCUUCCCGGGCGAGAGUGAGAUCGACCAGCUCUUCACCAUCCAGAAAGUUCUGGGGCCUCUUCCGCCAGAGCAGAUGAAGCUCUUCUACAGCAACCCUCGCUUCCACGGACUGCGGUUCCCUACCGUAAACCACCCACAGACACUGGAGCGCCGAUACCUGGGGAUCAUCGGCGGAGCCCUGCUGGACCUGUUGAAGAGUCUUUUGUUACUCAACCCGGGCGAGCGGUUCUUGACGGAGCAGGGCCUCAACCACCAUGCCUUCCAGUCGCAGAGGCUGGCAGAGCGGACCGGGCCUCCCACGCCGACGCCAGUGCGCUCCUCCAAGAGGAAGCCCCACCACGGAGACACCACGCCCAGCAGGAGUCACGGCCUGAAGAGCUCGGGCAGCCAUCGCUCCAGCACGCGCGACUGCUCCAGCUUGCCUCGCCACGAAGACCUCCACCCCAGCAGCAACAGCGGCGAGAGCGGCGGCGGAGGAGGAGGCUUCCUCAACGGCAACCUGCCGACAGCAAUCAACCUGAGCCCCACGCUGCACCCCAAGAGCUAUCCGGCGCAGAUCUUCAACCACUCGGCCUCGUGCGGCGUGGACCUGCCCCACCUGCUUGGCCCCUCUGACGCCAACAAGGGCGACUUUGACGUCAGCCCGGGCCCCAAGGGCUCCGACGGCCCCGGAGCCAAGUACCUCAAAUCUAACUUUCGCUCGCAGCAGCACCGCCACUCCUUCGUGGAGGGCAAGACCAGCACCUUGCAGUCGGCGGAGAAGCACGGCCGCCACGGCUACGUGGAGGCCCCUGCGCCCAAGUUCUCCUACCUGAAUCUGUCCAAGAGCUACGGCACGCUCAGCGACGCCAAGUCGGUGGGCAACCUGAACGACGUGCACCUAUAUGCCGACGAGCCAGCCGCCCGCUACUUCCCCUCCAGCUGCCUGGACCUAACGGCGCCCAGCAGCCCGGCGGUGCGGCGCUCGGAUCGCCGGGGGAGCACGCGCGCCGAGCGCGAGAGCAACACCCUGGACUCGUCCUUCCGUCGCUCGUCAGCCCGCCGCAAGGACUCGCCGGACGGCCCGGACCCCAACGAGGGCGGCGGAGGCGGUGGCCACGUGCACUCUCUGUCGGCCCCGCACGAGCCCUAUGCUCAGGGCUACAGCAGCCCCUUUUCGUCGCAACAGAGACCACACCGCCAUUCCAUGUACGUGCGGCGGGACCACCAGAGGACUCACGGGGGCGACGACGGACUCCUUGUGGGCCAGGGGGCGCCCACCCGGGCCAGCAGCCUGCAGCUGCUGUCGCCGCAGCUGCAGCACCGCACGUUGCCUCGCCACUCGGCCUCCAGGGAGGAGGAUAUGAGCCGGAGUGAUCAGGCCCCCGCCGAGGCGGCCCCCCACAGCCGACCCCCAAUCAGGGACUCCACCAGGGACAACUUUCACGCGCAGAGGCAAAAAAGCGAGGUGGGCCUGUACCAUGAGCCUCAGGUGGAAGAUGGCGCAUCGUCUAAGGAGAACCGCAACAUCUACAGCGAAUCCAUGCCCCGCAAGGUCGGGAGCUUCUACAGAGUCCCUUCUCCUCGGCCAGACAAUUCCUUCCACGACGGCCGCUCCCAGGUGCGAAGCUCGGGCAUGACAGGCGAUCCCGGCAGCCUGGCCAACCACUCCAAACGCCAGACCGCUUUCGACCCCUGGACGGGUCCGGACACGGUGGUGCUGAAUACGGCCGAGCCGUCCAAGGAGAAAGAAAAGCAGGGUUUCUUCAGAGCAAUAAAGAAGAAGAAGAAAAAGCCUCAAAUGGUUCCCAGUGAAGAGGCGGUGCUGCAGAAGUCGUCGCGUUCCCACCAGAGCAGUCGCCACCGGAGCCGCGACAAGAGUCGAGAGCGGGAACGCGAGCGGGACAAAGAGUGGGCCGACAAGAUGGCUGACUCGCACUCGCCGAGCCAACCGCUCAAGUCGCUGCGCAAACUCCUGCACCUCUCCUCAUCCUCAUCCAAUCAGACGGCGGCGUCCGACAUGCGCUACCAGCAGCUGCCAGGCCCCGGCCCCCAGGGGGCCUUCUCGGACGGGCGCGGCCACUCGGGGGUCAACACCCCGCAAAUGAAGAGCAGGCAGUCAGCCUACCCGCAGCUAGAGCCCGGCUGGCAUGCCGGCAACCCUUACCCCGAGCAGAUGGCCGUCAAGGGGGGCCAGAACGGCCAUGGCUUCGGGCGCCCCUCCAGGUCCCGCAUGGCCAACCUCAACGACCUGAAAGAGACGGCGCUGUGAACCAACAACAACACAAAGGAAGUACCCAACACACACAUUAAUGGACACACACGUACACUAUUUUACACACACGCACAGUGCACCGCUUGCAAACUGAAGGCCGAAAGCCUUCUUGUGUCUUAAUGUUUUUUUAAAGGCUUCCAAUGUUUGAUAGACUUUCUAUGAUGACUUUAUUUGUAUUAUAAAGUACAUAUUAAAAAUGGAAUAUUUAACUAUAUAUGUAUAUAAAUAUAGAAAUGGCUAGAUGAAAGUGUGUUUAUAGAGAGCCUUAUUUACUUGUAAAAGGUGCGGUCGUUCUUGUUGGGCAAAGCCUGUCGGCACGGAAACGUCACGUGACAUUGUAAUGCAACACGCGCGCGCACAUCAACUGAGUUGACAAUCUUUCAAUCAAUCACUUCCUUUUGAUUUGACCUUAUUUUUGACACAUUACUGUACAGUUGCUGCACACUUCAUUAUUAUGAUGUUUAUUAUGAUGAUUAUGGUGAUUGGAAGCAUUGUUUGUAAGGUACCUUAGCUGGGAUUCUAAAAAUGGCCAAUCAGGUGUCCACGCUGUAAAUUCUAAUCAGCGAGGAGAUGUGUAGGAGGAAGCGUGUGUAUUAUAUUAAUACUACUAAUGUGGGAGUCUUUGUCUGCUAUUUACCCACACACACACGCACACACACACACACACGCAUACACACACGCAUACACGCACACACACUAUUUGUUUACAGGCAGGCCAAACCAAACAGUGUUUCAAUUGGAAUUUUUGUUACACAUUUGUAGCAUAGUCCAUCGUGUUUUCUCCUUCCCCCCCCCGACAGACAAAUGUGUAAUAUUCAUGUUUACAUCUGUAACGCUAAAGCUCAAAUAAAUUGCAAACUGGUUUCAUUUGA